This is a messenger RNA of Aspergillus pseudotamarii, 1644 nucleotides long. Its product is annotated as ADP-glyceromanno-heptose 6-epimerase. The record is from RefSeq and is a predicted model, not a curated record. The coding region runs from base 658 to 1644 and encodes 328 amino acids. NCBI's taxonomy places the organism in Eukaryota, Fungi, Ascomycota, Eurotiomycetes, Eurotiales, Aspergillaceae. The transcript has 2 exons. Gene Ontology annotation, biological process: carbohydrate metabolic process. Gene Ontology annotation, molecular function: ADP-glyceromanno-heptose 6-epimerase activity; NADP binding.
UUAUCGAUAGCGAGUGGUCCGUGCAUAAGAAAUAUACAUACAGAGUAUAAACUUAUGCGCUUGGCCCCUUAUAUGUAGUACUACGACGGAGUGGAGAACGAGUAAGAACCAUUCAGUCUUGAAGAAUGGAAUACGUAUUACGCACGGGUUGGUUAAAAAAAAAAGCAAUGAGGAGGUAUCACCGCACAUGACGAGCAUAACCCUAUCCCAGUAAGAACAUCUAUAAUGGGGCUUCCUUAGUCCGUCACUGGUAACGGCGAUUAUCCGCCAUGCAAAAUUGCUGGAAAAGACGGUCAUUGCAGAUACGAAACUUCAGCCGCUCGGCCACUAUUGCGGUGUCACACCGUUGACGCCCAAUAUCAGCGAGCUCCAGCUUUUCACGGGCCGAUUAUUGCGCCCUCCGUCCGAUGUCGAUGUGGCUGCGAGAGAGCUCAUGACCAAGAUUCAGGCAUCCGUGCUUCUUGUUACAUGUGGACAGGACGGUCUAAUUUGUAUAAAUUGGAGUCUCAACAAAAGACACACUUUCCGGGCCACGCAGAAAUAGUAGCUGGUGUCAGUGGUGCGGGAGAUACUGUGCUUGCCGUAUUCACCUGAGAUCUCACCAUCUGCAGAUCCUGUGUCCAUUAGGCCGCAAAGUUGUCCAACCACGCAGGCACUAUGGCCGUUGGUAAGAAGGGAAUCAGCACAAUUGAUGUGGAUGAACUACUUUGUGAUGGCCCGUUCAACCAAUUCGACAGGCCGAGGGCAUAUCCCGCACAAGCAUCGAACUCUCAAGCAACUGCUGCCCGAAAUUCAUGCUCCCUCAACGACCACAACCGGACCGAUAUUAUCGUCAUGGAUGACCUAACUGACGGAUCUAAAUUCACCAACCUUGCCGACUGCGAGAUUGCAGACUAUUUAGACAUUGGCGAAUUCCGCACGGUGAUUACUCAAGACUCGCUGUCUCCGCCUCCGGAUAUCAUCUUCCACAACGGCGCCUGUGCUGUGACAAUCGAGCAAAAUAGCAAAUUCAUGAUCGACCUUAAUUUCACCAUGUCGAAGGAAAUUCUACAUUACUGCCAGAAACAUAGGUCACGGCUGAUCUAUGCUUCGUCUGCGACGGUAUACGGAAAGAAUGCUUUCCCAAAGGCUGGCCAGCAGCUUCAGAAGCCUGUCCCGCUUAAUGUCUACGGCUACUCGAAGCUCCUUUUCGAUCAGUAUGUGGCGCGCCACGUGGAUGAAUAUAAAGGUCUUCAAGUCGUUGGAUUGCGCUAUUUUAAUGUCUAUGGGCCCCGAGAGCAACACAAGGGCCCGAUGGCGAGUAUUGCAUAUCAAAUGCAUCAACAACUCAAAGGAGGCUCGAAAAUCAAACUUUCCGGGGCAUAUGAUGGCUAUGCAGCUGGAAUGCAAAGUCGAGACUUUAUCUCUGUGCACGACAUUGUCAAGGUGAACUUGUGGUUCUUUGACCAUCCCUUCGUCUCUGGGACCUUCGAUGUGGGUACCGGUCGGUCUGAAACAUUCCUCGAGGUUGCAGAGGCCGUUUUAGAAGCACAUCGUGUCCAGGAUGCGAUCAGUUUUAUCCCGUUCCCCGGGUCUCUGAAAGGAAACUACCAGAACUAUACCUGUGAAAAUACAAAACAAACUACGGGAGGUGGGCUUUUGUGA